AUGGAGUCUGCCGCAGCUGUCAAAGUAUCGUGGAGAGAUCUUUUUGCUUUCACCAGAUGGACACACUGUGUCGCUCUCGUCCCGGCAGUCAUCGCUUCAUGUGCCAUCGGGGCAUUCAAAACUUCGUUGGCCGUCACUCUCGGUCUCUUCUUCCAGUAUACCGUCGAUGUUGCCGACGGCUCCGUCGGAGGCCCAGAGACUAUUAAACGCACGGCAGCCCUGAGUGUAAUUCUUUGCGGGCUUGGAGCCGGUCACUGGGCUGCCAACACCGCCUUUUUCGCCUCUUGGGUUCUCUUCGGCGAGCUGCAGGCCAGGAGCACUCGCGAACAACUGUUCAAGAGCCUCCUUAAACAAGACAUGUCCUGGUACGACUCCCAGUCCGAGGGCGUUUCCAGUCUUCUCGUGCGGAUCGAGUCACAAACUCGUGAACUACAAAUCGCCACAUCCCAGGUUCUUGGCUUUCUCAUAAGCGAUAUCGUCGUCUCCGUCGCCUGUCUCAUCGUCAGCUUUUACAUGUCCUGGAAGCUCACUCUGGUCCUGCUCGCCACUGUUCCCAUCUCGAUAGUUGCGCUCACUCUGGCAACUCGUCGCCUCCAAUCCGCCAUCCAGUUACAGAAGGCCCACCUCUCCCAAGCGACCAAGUACGCCAACUCGUCGAUCACGGGCAUCGACCUCGUCAAGAUCUACAACGGCUUCGACACAGAGGUAUGGCACUACCUCAACUCUAUCAACGCUUCGAUGAAGCAAUACCUCGUACAGGCGCACUGCAACGCGGUGCAGAUGGGCUACGCUAAGUUCUGGGUCGUCAGCCUGUUCGCGGUGGGUUUCUGGUAUGGGAUUGUGCUGGUGCAAGAGGGCGCGAGCCCGGCCCAGAUCUUGACGACGUUCUAUGCCACCUUGACUGCCCUGCAGGGCAUUGAGAAUCUAAUGCCGCAGUGGCUUGUACUGGCUAAGGGGAUGGCGGCUGGUCAGUCGCUUCGACAGACUGGCGCGUAUGUUAACAGGGGAAAGAAGCGUGUUGGCACCCACAAGCCGAGCUGCUGCAUUGGGGAUAUUGAAGUCAAUGAUGUGAGCUUCGCAUACCCCUCGAAUCCCGACCAGAUUGUCCUCCAGAAAUCAUCCUUUCGUUUUCGUGCUGGCGAGACGUGCUUCAUCGUUGGUAAAAGCGGCUCUGGAAAAAGCACAUUGGGCAAUCUUCUCGUCAACUUUUAUGAACCGCUCACUGGAACCGUCUUGGUCGACCAUCAUCUUCUCCAAGAUCUUGAUGACGAAUGGAUCCGAAGGAAUAUUACUCUCAUCCAGCAAACAAGCGUGUUGUUCAACGAGACGUUCUUCCGCAACGUGGCAUUCGGCCACCCAUCUCCAGACGAUGUCACCCUCGACGAGGUCAGGUCAGCCUGCGACACAGCCAUACUACAGUCAACGAUUGCCGCUAUGCAUCAGGGGCUCGAUACACCCGUUGGCACUGGAGGUUACAGCCUUAGUGGGGGGCAAAAGCAGCGCAUCGCCCUCGCCCGUGCCAGGCUGCGCGACCCUUCUAUCCUCAUCCUCGAUGAGGUUACAAGCGGACUUGAUCUUGUUAGUAAGACUCUCGUUAUGGAGGCUAUCCGCGUCUGGCGCCGGGACAAAACGACCAUCAUCAUCACGCAUGAUGUCUCCCAGAUCAAGGACGACGACUAUGUCUUCGUCAUGGAGAAGAGUCGUCUCGUACAAGAAGGCUACCGAAGAGAUAUCUCUGUCGACGAGGGUGGCUUCUUUGCCGCACUUCUUUCUGCUUUGCAUGACGAGGAUAUCGAAAGCGAGGGUUCGGCGGACAUUCCAUCGCCACUCCAAGAGUCAUUCACCGAUAAUGAAAGUUCGUUGGUAUCAAAUCCUAGGGAAUCAUCCUUCGUGGGAAAGAUGAUCAUGCGGGAACUAGACCAGGCCUUCGAGAGGCCCGAUACCGGUCAUUCGUCACGACCUUUCUCUCUCGGACAUGGAACCACACGUGCAACAGAACUUAGAAUGACGCGGAUCUGGGACACCCCUUCUCGGAGCCGAAUGAGGUUCAGUCGAGGUCUGUCGUGGCAUGUAGCAGACGGAGAGGCGUCUGUACUUGACGAGAACCGUAAGGGGGCGGUAAAAGCACGUGCGCGACCGAUGAGUAGCGGCUACGAUGAAACCACGUCUUCUUGGAGGCACAGCUUGGACCUUGUGCAGAUGGCGGGAGUGAACAUCCAACAUCUUCGGAUUGGCACGCCUGCCAGUCGGCAAUCAUGGCGGCAAACUUCUCACCCUCUGCCACCUGACAAAAAGGCUUUCGACACCCGAUGUGGACCUGAAGCUGCUCGCCCAAAUAUGGUGAUGGCCGAUACGCAACAGAAUGUGUUACCGAACCCGUCCUCCAUCGCGCUCUCGCGCUCGGUUUGGGCGCAACUGUCGAAUCCUGACCGCCUCAAGCUCCUGUCUGGAAUCAUACUCUGCAUCGUCGUCGCUGUCUCCGGACCUCUUUUCGCGUUCGCCCUCACCCGCCUCCUCGAGACCUUCUGGGCGGAUGAGGACGUACAGCGCUCAGUCGGCCAGAAAUGGGCCGUCGUCAUGGUGGCUGUUGCAGUGAUCGAUGGACUUUCCACCUGGUUGGGCAGAUACCUGAUGGAGUUUUCGGGUCAGGCCUGGGUCAAUGCACUGCGAAUUGAGGCAUUGAAGCGAAUCCUCCAGCAGCCCAGAUUGUGGUUCGAUAAGCCCAAGCACUCAGCUGGUCGGAUUACGGAGUGCAUGGACAGGAACGCCGAGGAGAUGCGGAACAUCGUCGGCCGCUUUGCCCCCAUCAUCAUUGUCGUCACGUUCAUGGUGCUUACGGCCUUCAUCUGGGCGCUGCUUGUGCAGUGGAAACUGACUUUGGUUGCGCUGUCAGGUGGCCCGGCCAUCAUGGCGACUGUCAAGGCCUUCUCUUACACAAGUACAAAGUGGGAGACGACCUGCAACCAGGGCGCAGCAGACACGAGCGCCGUGCUGGCCGAGACAUUCAACAAUAUCCGCGUCGUCAAGAAUUUAACUCUCGAGGCUUACAUGUCAAAAAAGUAUAACAAGUCGGCUGAGUCCACCUUCAAGCUCGGCAUCCGGCGGGCGGCGUACACCUCGCCUCUCUUCGGCCUGUAUCAAGCCGUCAACUUUUUUCUGCUGGCUCUUGUGUUCUACUACGCCAUGGUACUUGUGGGCACGUACGAGGCAGGGACAGCGCAGAUUCAGCAGGUGUCCAACCUUGUUCUCUUCACCAUGGGCCAAGCAGGAUCUCUACUCGGAACAAUUCCUCAGCUGGCCGCAGCUCGAGCCACGGCAGCGCAGAUGCUAUACUACGCCGCCCUACCAAUACAUUCCUCUGACGAGGAAGACCUCGACACGGGGCUUGGCAAGCUUGCCUCGCCUCUUCCGAUCAAGAUGGCGAAUCUGAACUUUACAUAUCCAUCUCGGCCCGCGCAUCAGGUCCUCCGCAACCUCUCCCUCGAAAUCAAGGCCAGCACCUGCACAGCCAUAGCCCUUCUGGACAUUGACCAACACCACCUUCGCUCAGCCAUGGCCUUCGUUCCCCAGGCCCCUUUCCUCUUCCCUGCCUCAAUCGCCGAGAACAUUGCAUACGGUCUGCCCGAUGCUUCUCCGCUCCGCAGCCAGGCGAGUCUCGAUCAUGCAGCGCGAGCGGCCGGCAUUCACGAUUUCGUCAUCUCGUUGCCUGGAGGCUACAGCACCCUCAUCGGCGAGGGGGGGACAGACUCUCUCGGGGAGGGCAGGCCCCAGAGGGUGUGUAUCGCGCGAGCCCUGGCGAGGCGGCCGAAAUUGUUGGUGAUGGACGAACCCACGAGCGCGCUGGAUGCUGAGACUGCGGAGAUGGUGAAGGGGACGAUUCGAGGGCUGAUAGCCGAGGCGGGCGAAUUUGGCAUGGCGGUUGUCAUUGUGACGCAUGCUCGGGAGAUGAUGCAGCUCGCCGAGAGAAUCUUGGUUUUGGAGGACGGCAGCGUGGUUGAGGAAGGGACCUGUGAGGAGUUGAGGGGACGAAACGGGGCAUUUACAAGGUUGGUUGGUGUUCGAAGGCCGACGCUGAGGGGGGGAUCGCGUGACGAUAACCAAACAUAA
Messenger RNA from Verticillium alfalfae VaMs.102, 4107 nucleotides. Its product is annotated as multidrug resistance protein. The coding region runs from base 1 to 4107 and encodes 1368 amino acids. Gene Ontology annotation, molecular function: ATP hydrolysis activity; ABC-type transporter activity; ATP binding. Lineage: Eukaryota; Fungi; Ascomycota; Sordariomycetes; Glomerellales; Plectosphaerellaceae. Gene Ontology annotation, biological process: transmembrane transport. The transcript has 4 exons. Gene Ontology annotation, cellular component: membrane. The record is from RefSeq and is a predicted model, not a curated record.